CGUAGUAGAUGAAUAAUAACUCAGAACGUAUCAGAACUGCAUUUACAAUUACGAGAGGCAUUUUAAUUCUAGCAAAGUAGAAAAGCAAACAACGAUUCGUUGAACAAUGGAAGGAUAUUUAGCCUUUUAUAUAUUAGCUAUCUUCACUUUGACACGCAGAUUUCACGGAGAAAGCAUAAAUGUAUGCUUACAACCAAUCAAAUCCAUCGGAUAUAAUGGAUAUAGAAAAGUCAGCUUUAGUUGGACGCUGACCAAUCAAAAUUGUGAAUCUCAAAACGAGGUUUUACUCCUGAAACUGGCGAAGAUUAAUCUUAAACGCAGUGGGCUCUAUCAGUGCCGCGGAUAUCUAAAAAUUUCAGCUUAUCGUGAAAGCAAGAACAUUUGUGAAUACUCUGAAAACACUUGCUUUGUGGUUAUUCCCGAAAAUUCAACUUGGUUUGAUGCCUCUAUCGCCGACGAUUGCACCAAUAUAAAAUUGAUAAGAAUGGAGAACAUCUUUCCGAGUACUGUAACAUAUGUUUCUAAAAGUUGGGCUAAUACGUAUUUGCAACAUUUUGAAAUUGGGAUCAUCUACCAGUCAUCCAAUUCAAAAGUUGACAAAACAACAACUGUACAGCAGAUGUCAACAACUGCACAGCAUAUAUCAACGACUGUACAGCAGAUGUCAACAACUGCACAACAUAUAUCAACACAUGUACAGCAGAUGUCAACAACUGCUCAACAGUCGACCGUUUUAUUCAUCAUUUCUGAACAAGUUCAAGCAGCAUUCAUCGACCGCACACUUGCAUUCAUUUUUGGAGUUCUACUGUUCAUCGUUUUGAUUGUCCUCUUUGCUGUGAUAGUCAGGUUGGUGUUGCGUUUCACUUGUUUGGUAUGGACGAUUAUAUAGAAAUUGGCAAAUCGAUACUUUUGGAGGUAUUGCAGAUAUUGUAGGAAGAUCGGUAACCAGCUACAAACACCCCAAGAUCAGCAACAACAGCUUCCUCCGAAUGUGGAAGCCGCGAAUACAAACCAGCAAAAUGAGUGCGAACCUGUAUACAGUGUCGUUAAUGAGGCAUCCAAUUCCAGAUCCGAUCAUGAAGUUGUAGUCAACGAACUUUAUAAUUUGUAAUAAUUAAGUAUACCGGUAAAAAAGAUGGUAACUUGCGUUGAAACAUAAAAGGAAAAUGUAUGAAAAUA
Styela clava is the source of this 1179-nucleotide messenger RNA. RefSeq lists its product as uncharacterized. The record is from RefSeq and is a predicted model, not a curated record. Lineage: Eukaryota; Metazoa; Chordata; Ascidiacea; Stolidobranchia; Styelidae.